AUGGGCACACCAAGCGUCUACUUCAGUUUAAAGACACCCACGACUCCAGGGCCUCCGUGUGCAUCGCCUCCAUCUCGUCCCUCAGACGCCUGCCGGUGCCCACGUUCCCACAGGUUGGCUCUGAAACUCAGUUGUGCUGGGCUCACCCUUCUUCUCCUGACCGUGGUUGGACUGAGUGUUUUAGUGCGAGUCUUAAUACAAAAGCCAUCCAUAGAAAAAUGCAGAGAGUAUAUUCAAGAGAGCAUAACUGAACUAACAGGGAAUCCAGCAAAGCUACACUGCCCAAAAGACUGGCUUCUACACCGUGAGAAAUGCAUAUGUUUUUCUCGAGAUUCUAAUAUUUGGAAGGAAGGUCAAUCUUACUGCGCUAGAAAAGGAGCCACUUUGCUGCUCAUUCAAGACCACGAAGAACUGAGAUUCAUAAAGGACUUGAUAAAGGAAAGAGGCAAUUCAUUUUGGAUUGGACUAAAUUACUCCUUGCCAGACAAGCACUGGAGAUGGAUAAACGGCUCCACUUUAAGCUCUGAUGUAUUACAAAUCACUGGUGAAGCUAAAAUAAACAGCUGUGCCUCCAUCUCAAAGGACAAAGUGGUUUCUGAGGACUGUGCUUCAGACUACUAUUGGAUCUGCCAGAAGGAACCAAAACGUUCUGAAACCAGGUGUAAUGACUCCUGA
This is a messenger RNA of Microtus oregoni (creeping vole), 675 nucleotides long. Its product is annotated as killer cell lectin-like receptor subfamily B member 1A. The record is from RefSeq and is a predicted model, not a curated record. NCBI's taxonomy places the organism in Eukaryota, Metazoa, Chordata, Mammalia, Rodentia, Cricetidae.